UCAGCUUGUGGUUUGAUUCUAGUCAACAUAGUCAUCCCCAUGGACUCAUUUCGUGCAUAUUAUUGGGCUACACAUUUUAGGCCAUACACUUUAUAUAUCGGGAUUCAUAUUUUAUUCUUGUAUUGUCUUUUCUAUUGCCCAUAAAAUCUUAUAAAUACGGGUCAGAGGCCAUUUUGGCGAUUUUUUUUUGCGGCAGAAGAGAAACAAUUCUUUUAUGUGGUGGACACUAACAAUGAAGUUCAAGAGCGUCGUUCUCUAGAUAUGGGUUCCUUUAGCUUGUUUCUUUAUCUCUCUCUUAACUUUUUCAUCAUACUUUUAUCAGCUAAAAUUUUGCAGUUUUGAGAGUAAGAUUCUGAUAGCAUUCAUGGACAAAUAUGGAUUCAACAUAUGUAUUUUUGCAUCUGCAUUCGCCUGGUUUAAAGACGAUUUGCCUCAUUUGAAUAGUUCUGCUUUGUUGUUUUCCUUUUUUGGUUUUAUAUUUGUUUGCUUUUUGUGUUUUUUAUAAAGUCAGCCUCCAUUUUUUUGACCCAAGAUGAUCCCAAUAAUCACUCAUUCUAUGUGGUCUGCAAUUUGAUAAGUUAGUGAUAGUUAUAAACCAAGUUAAGCCUGCUUAUUAAUAAUCAUAAACCCCAAUAGUUUAUGGGAAUCCCUAUAAUUUUGAUUUAUACUUUGAUGCGCCAUCUCCAGAUAGCAAGCUAUUUUUUUAUGAUGCCUUAUACAAGUAUGCCAGAGGUUUGUUCUUAUUGUGUUCCCUCUUGUUAUAUUUUGUAUUUAUAGCUUGAACAUCAUCAGAGAAUAAAGGUCUUCUUCAAUUGUUUAUUUUUGGUUUGAGACGGUGAUAACGGUAUGGUUAUCUCUAGUUAUGAUUUUUAAUUAUUGCAUCAUCAUUAAGAUGGUAAUGACCGUUGAACAUCAUUUGUAUUUUAGCUGGCAAUGCAUAUGAUGACAAUUCUUCCUGUUUAAUAUCCCUUCAGUUAGGUUAUUUUUUCACCCAUCAAUCCAUCAUCUGGAAGGUAAGAGUUCCAUGCAUUCAUGUUAUCUGUUUUGUUGGGUGGAUUAUGAUUGUUGUCCUUCCGUUUGAGAUAGAUCAUGAUUCUAGACAUCCUCCAUAAGAUGAAUACUUUUGAGUUCUAAAACUCGUAUUAGUGGCCUCCUGUAGGAUGACGCCAUUGCAUUGAGAUGAUGACGCAAAUGACAAAAUUUCAAUUGGAGAUUUGAUCCACUUUGUAUUAGUUUGGCACUUUGGCAACAGUAUGCAAGAGUUUGCACUAUAUGAUUUGUUGUUGUUCGGUAACCCCUUCAGAGAUUUCUCAUCUCUGAUGGCUCAUUGCCUUUUGAUAGCUCUGUGGUAACACGAGAGUGAUAAGAAAUCAAUGCAACAUUUGGGGGUAGAACUUUCAAAGAUUUAUCUCCAUGAAUUUGUUGUACUAUCUCUUGAGGUAGGGACCUCGAGUGUUUGAAUUUAUCAAGUUUUGUAGUCUUAGGGAAAUUGAUUGUUUGACAUGCCGAUCAACAUAACAUUCACUUGCAUGUGCAGAAAAUUUUGAAGGUUUUCUAGUACUAUUGAUUGAUAAUGUUUUAAGGUUUAGGAUUUCUAAUGCGAUGUAGUAUGAGGUGCAUAAAUGAAUGCAACAUGCAUGUAAAGUUUUAUUGGGUACAAACUCUUAACUAUAUCAACUAUGCGUUUUCACAUACCAUCCUUUUAUCAUUAUAAUUUCUUAUGCCAUGGGUCCCACGAGAGUUUGUUUGUCCUUUAUAAAUACGGGGGGUGAUGUUUCAUUUCUCACAUCCCUUGUGUAUAUUUGAGUUCAUUAUUGUGAGUUCUUGAGGGUUUUAAGUAUAGCGGUGAGGCCGUAUUCAUAUUUUUAGUGAACUUGUAAUUGUUUUACAAUCUGCUGUAAGUCCUAUAUUUUUAAUUCAUCAUUUCAGCUUUUUAUUCUUUUGGAGGUGCUUGCAUUGCAUUUUAUAAUUACUCUAUUUAGCUACAUUUUGCUCAUUUUAGGCUUCUUGUUUGCAUCUCUUUAAAGUUAGAUCAAUCUAAAUUCUGUUAGUCUCUAGCCCUCUCGACAUCUCUCCCACAUAAGAGGAAUCUACAAUGAGUCUGAGGCUUGCUCAUCAUGCUAAUAAAUAAGUGUAUGGUCGAAGUCCCAUGACAUCACGAUCAAAAUUUUCACAAAUACUACCAUGCUAAGAAAGGCUCAUAUGGGAUACAUGUACGAUAGAAUUGGUAAUAAUAUGUAAAAUUUUCUACUACGCUACAAAAAACAUGUAUAAAAUUUUUAUCCGUUGCUUAUGAGUUUUCCCCCGCUAUGUUAAGAAAAUAAUGUAGGAGUUUAGCUUGUCACGCCAAAUACACCACAAAUGGGGUUUUAGUUAUUACUCGCCACAUUGUAAAUGUCAUUGUCGAGUUUCUCCUUCUAUUCUAAGAAAAGCAUGCACAAGUUUUAGUCACUACACUAAAUGAGUCGCUAACUGAAUUUUGAGGAUUUACUCGAUGUAUCACAAACAUUGCCAACAAGUUCCCCUGCCACGCUAAGAAAAGCAUAUAUGAGUUUCACUCGUCACACUAAAUGUGUCGCUAACAGUAUUUUAUGAGUUUGUGGAUUGUUGUAUUUUAUACUUGUGCGCACAAAGGUGUUGAUUAGUUUGACAACAAAACAGUGAGUUUGCUAGGAAAAACAACAUGAGAUUUUUUUUAGUAUUUUAUUUUUUAAAAUUUUUUAGAGAUCUUGAUUGAUGCUUGUCUUUUAAGAGAAAGAAAGAGAGAUUGGGAGUUUGAAUGUUUGAGAGAGAAAGAGAGGUUUCUCUCAGUUUAAAGAGAGAAAGUGAGAGGAGAUACACUAGACAAAAAAAUAACUCUCUGUCUAGAGAGGGAAAUAGAGGCGUAACUGAGAAACUAGAGAGAGAAAGUGAAGGGAAGAGAGAGCAGGUUAGGAGGAGAGAUGUCUUCCCUUCUUUAGAGAGAGAAAGAGAGGGAGAGAGAGUAGGAGGUAGAAGUGAAGCUUGGUCAGGGGAAGGAGCUAGGUUGGCCGGCGGUUGGUUGAGCUAGGGUUCUGUUGGGUGGCGUCGGUAGCUAGCGAUGCAUGGAGAGGAAGAGGAAUAGGUGUUGGUGGUUGGGGAGGCAUUGGCUUGGAGUGAGGUUUGGGCGACUGGUGUUAUGAGUGGAAAGGGAAAUGCUAUGAUAGGCUUGAGGUGAUGGACUAGUAUUGGUGAUAAAGAGAAAGAGGGCUUGUGCUUGCGUGAGAUAGAGGCGAGAGAGGGAAGAUGUGGUUGUAUAGGAAAGUGAGGAGGUGAGUUAGUUUAGGUAUAUAUUGUAAUUUUUUGUUUAUUUAUUUUUUAAUUAAAUUAAUAUAUAAAAUAGGUGUCCUAUUGUUGCACUAAAAGGACAUAGUACAUUUUAUCCAAAUAUUCCAAAUUUAACAAAAUUUGAUUUAGUAUUAUUAAUUAUUGAUUUAAAGAUAUGUAUAUUUUUAAGAAUUAAAGUAUAAAUUUUAAUUAAAUUUAAUUUUAAAUAAUAAUAAUAAAUAUAUAUUUAUUUUAAUUGUGCAUUGAUUCAUUUAUCAAGUUUUCAUCGUUCAUGCAUGUCGAACUUCAUUAUCGUUUUGUGCAUGUGGGUCAUUUUUUUGCAUUCUAUUGUGUAGGAACUUGGACAAUAUGAGUAUCCUUUUCUAAUAAUUUUGAUGUUAUGAACCCAAUAGUAUGGUCUCUUUCACAAACCAAGAUGCUCGGACGAUUUAGUGUAGUGUACAUAUGUAGCAUUUCAUUUUUUAUUGCAUUCAAUCAAAUCAAACAUGAUGGGUAUUUUCUUGAUAAUUUCGAUGUUCCCAAUGUAAUGACAAUAUCUAUUUCACGAAUGGGUGAAGUUUUGGGUGAUUUCACCUAAUUUCAUGUUCGUAGUCCGUCGCUUUUGACCACAUUCGACCGAGUCCUGCAUGAACGACGCAUCUUUGACAAUUUUAGUUUUUUGAAUGUGUUGGCAUAAUCAAUUUUAUAAACGGACAAAGUUGAGGUGAUAUGUGCAACAUCGAGGUGUUUUACUGUUUUGUACAUAUUUCACACGGCGUCGCAUGAGCCAACCAAUAUUCUUGUCUCACUUGCUUGAAUCGAUCGUUAAACACAUUUGAUGGUCGACAAGAACCAAUGAACCUGCAGGAAGGCUUUCUAGCUGUUGAAGCACUAAACAAUUCCGCCAAAUCACUGAUAUCCUGCAAUAGAGGCCUUCCAUUCCUGUUGGAUUCGGUUAGUCACAGGGGUAACAUAACAAUUCCACUGCAUUAUAUAAAACCAUGAAUUCCUCAUCUCUUAAUUUCAAUAGGUGCUAGUCUUUUUAAUUUAACCAUUAAAUCUAAGUCUGAUUCUCUAUUAAAACUUAAAAUAAUAUACACAAUUUAUUCAAUGAUUUAUGAUUUUUUAUUUGUUUAACAAAUAUGUUGCAAUCCCUUGAAGUAUAUUUUGCUGUCAUUUCACGUAAUUAUGCUAAAUAUUUUAGAAGGUAAAUUUUUAUAACUAAUGUGACAAUCGUUUGUGAUUAGAAGCCUAAUUGCCUAUCUACUAGUUAUUGUUGGAAACCAGGAUAGUAUACGAUAUAUGGUAUUUGCUAAUGACAUUGCUAUUAUUAUGGAAAUAUAUAUGCCAAAAUAUUCUUAUAGUAUUUCUAUGUGUGAUUGUUCCAGUCAUAAUUAAUAAUACAUUUAGUUGUACUAAACUAAAGCUGUUGUAGGGCCAAACUACAACAUUUUUGAAAUCAUCCAUGCAAACUUGUGGAGUCCUUUGGUAAGGAUAGUUGAACAAAUUUCUCAUACAUAGCUGAUAAUUAGUUUAUAUAGAUUUUCUAAUGUUCUAAUCACCUUCUUGGAUUAUAGUAGCAUCUUUCAGCAGAUUUAGUAAUUCUUGUGUUCGGCUUGUUUGUUUCUGUUGAUCAUUAUACAAGCAAAAUAAUUCUUAGUAUUAUUUAAUUCGAUGAAUAAUACUUUUAUAUACAAGCAAAAUAAUUCUUAGUGCUGUAAAUUUUUUUUUUUAUGAAUGAUACUUCUAUAUAUUCACCCCUUGAAUUUUAUGAGAUAUGUCUCAAACCUUAAGCCCGAGGCAAUGUACUGGAUACCCAAAGCUGUUGCUAAGAGACCUGCGAGCACAUGCUUGGAGAUAACUCAUUGAACUGCCUUUCAAAUACUGCAUAUUGCGUUUAUUAUCUAUUAUAAUGCGCAUACCCAAGGUGUUUAUAUUCUACAACAAUAUUGUUGCAGACUAGCCUAUACAAUCUACUGUUGAUAAGAUAGAACGUGAAGCAAUACAUGUAUUUUACAAAUACAACAUAUAAAUUCAGGACUUAAAGACCUAUUAUAUUAAGCAUACUUAAGGCAUCUGUGCUGCAGAAUAAUCAAUAACGUAUCAUUUGGCUUACACAAUCUAUUUUUCAUAAGAAGAAAAAUGAAGCUAUACAUCUAGCUGUGAAAUACAACUCAAUAGUCUUUCAAAUGCCAGGUUAAAGCCUAACACCUAUUAUAAUGCACAAACUUAAGGCUUUCGUAUGCCACAAUAAGCAUUAUUGUGGUGUAGUAAAAUGGAACAAUGAAGCCAUGUUUGUGCUUCACUGAUACAAAUCAUAGGGCCAACUUUUGAAGACCUCAAAUCCUGUCAAAAGCAAACGACAUCUAUCCUUCAACUGAAUUUCAGAGCUCCCUACCCCAAAUGGGAAGCUAUUAACCAAGAAAAAGAACUAUUAGGGCAAGGCGGCAAGCUGUCCUGAAUGUUAAGAAACACAGUCCCAUAAGCCUUCAAGUGCAUAUUAAAUAACGAGAAUGUUUAUGCGUCUUAUGAUAUACCGAGCAAUGGCAUUAGGCAGUAAUUUCUGUGUUUGCCUUGGGUUGUUUAUUUCAGUGCCAAACAUUGGCAGUGAAUUAAAGUUUGGUUUGACGCAAAGUCUUCUAGAUGUUUCUUUUACAUUCAACUGGCCCAUAACAUUUGAUUUUUAUUUUUAGACAUUUGACUUAGGGAUGUGUAGUUCACCCAGAUAUUUGCAAAGUAAUUGCGCUACCAUAUUUUUAGGUGGAAAGUGCUCGCAGAUGCUGAAAUUUUAUAGCAACCUAGCAAGUUGCAUGCUGCAAUACGGAUUUGCUGGAUCAAAAUGGUUCUUGAUUUCCUAUGCAUGUUUUGUAUGGUCUGGUAGCUUUGUCAUGCAUCUUACUGAUUUUUUUAAUGAAUUGCAGUUAACUGUACCACAAAGGUUCUUCCUACAUUUCUAUGUCAUUGCUGUACUUUUGACAACUAGCUUAGUCCUUUCUACAUGGUUCUACGCAUAUAAAAAGAUGACACCAUUAGCUAGCGAACCAUUACAAUUCUCUACAAUUGCUAGCCACUUGACUGGUGGUUCGCAUAUGCUUUCCAUUCACAAAAGUACAACAUUUCCAAUGAAGCGCAGAUUUGAGGUUUGGAAAAUUGUGCUUGUUCUUCUGAUGAUGGAAGCACAGGCCUUGAGGCGUUUGUAUGAGACACUUUAUGUGUUUAAUUAUGGUCCUUCUGCACGCAUGCAUGUACUUGGAUACCUGGCUGGUUUGUUCUUCUACACUGCAGCACCACUUUCUGUUGGAAGUACAUGUGCCGUAGAUGCAAUCAACUACGUAGGUAGUCAAAUAGUUGAAUUUAUUGUCAAUGGUCGGUCUCGGAUGCCAGAUGUGGAGUUCUUUCAUUGGGAACCAUUGAAACCGCUUUUUUAUUUGGGAUGGUGCCAGUGGUUUGGAGCUGCUCUGUUUGUUUGGGGCUCGAUACACCAGCUUCGCUGUCAUGCAAUUCUUGGCUCUUUACGAGAGCAGAGAGGAGCUGAUGAAUACAUAAUCCCAAAUGGUGACUGGUUUGAAUAUGUUUCAUGCCCACAUUACCUUGGUGAAAUAGUCAUUUAUGCUGGUAUAUUACUUGCUAGUGGAGGAUUCGACCCAACAGUUUGGCUCCUUUUCUUCUUUGUGGUAUCUAAUCUUGUUUUUGCAGCAGCAGAAACACAUAGGUGGUACCACCAGAAGUUUGAAAGUUACCCUCCUUCGCGGAAGGCUAUAAUACCAUGGAUUUAUUAAGUAUACCAUCUAAUUACAGUGUUGCUAAGAAAUAUAGAGUUCAGGUGAUUCAAAUUCAUGAAAGAAGGCUACAAACAUUCAAAUACUGAAGGGGAAAUUUCAAAUUUAUUCUUAUUGUUCUUAUCAAACUUAAAUCUAUUCCCCCCACCCUGUUGUAGCAGAUUUGUAAGUAAGAAUUUAAUUUGAAUAAUAUUUACUUUAAUCUUUGUAUCUAUUUUCAGUACUCAGAAAACUGUAGCUAAUCAAGCCCUGUCCAACAUUUGGAGUUUAUAUGAAUGACAAAAGGAUUUCAGGUAAUGUUGUUUAA
This is a messenger RNA of Dendrobium catenatum, 7371 nucleotides long. Its product is annotated as polyprenol reductase 1. The transcript is spliced from 6 exons. Bases 5994 to 7064 code for a protein of 356 amino acids. The record is from RefSeq and is a predicted model, not a curated record. NCBI's taxonomy places the organism in Eukaryota, Viridiplantae, Streptophyta, Magnoliopsida, Asparagales, Orchidaceae. Gene Ontology annotation, biological process: dolichol-linked oligosaccharide biosynthetic process; polyprenol catabolic process. Gene Ontology annotation, molecular function: 3-oxo-5-alpha-steroid 4-dehydrogenase activity. Gene Ontology annotation, cellular component: endoplasmic reticulum.